UGCCAUAUAAAGAUCGAAAAAGACGUGAAAAAAGGAAGGAGCAACCACGAAGUGCUUUUGAAUCUAAGAGUCCUUCUCAGGACUAUCAGGUAACUCCUGAUCCAACUGCGAUUCAAUUGUGCAACGAAGAUGUUCCGGUAUAUAUUUGUAUAAAAAGUCGAACCUCAAUUUAUAAUCCCAAAGAUCGUAAUAUUAAUUUAAUAAGGAUCCGGUUUUUUGUACCCUAGAAAUCUGACCACUACUAAUUACAGAAAAAUUUGUAUAGAAGUGCCUUCAAUAAAAGGAGUAAAUUUCCUUUUUCCUUUAUUUGCGGAUUAUAGAUUUCUGUGAUAUUAAAUUGAGGUUCGGGGUUUAUUUAAUUAUAUCUAUAUGGGUAAUUUUCUAAAUAAAUUACAUAAAAUUUUCAUAAGUUCAGUAGUUAUUCCAUGCCUGUUUCUGGGUAUUUUUUUAUUUCUUUAUUACUUAUCUUGGAACAAUUCCUACAUUUGAUAAAUCUAAUAGCUAUGUAUAAUAACUUUAAAUUUUAGGACUUUGGACACGCGGGAUCCUCUGGUAAUGUUUUUAAUGUUUCGCAAUUAGGGUUGAGUGUGUCUUCUAUGGGUGUUGGUCCUUCUUCCUCAUUAGGGUCGAGUGUGUCUUCUAUGGGUGUUGGUCCUUCUUCCUCAUUUUCUUCUUCUAGAGCUUUGGUUCGUAGUGGUAGUAUUUCCCUCCAAACUAUUAAUAAAAUUCCACGUCUUGAGGAUUCUAAUAUAUGUUCUGUUGAUGAUGAUUCCGAUAAUUGUUCGAUUAUAUCAUAUCGUAGUUCUCGUGGUGUAGGUCGUCCAAAAAAUAUUCGUAAAUGUGGAAGACCACGAAAAAUUUCCAACUUUACAUCCGAUAAUGCUUCCUAUAAUAAUUAUAUAAGUGAAAAUUUUGUUGAAGAUAAUGCAGUCCUCUUUCAUGAGAGUGACUCGGAUUCUUCUGUUAGUUUAACUUUUUGUAGUUCUCGCGGGAAAGAAUGUCCUGAAGAACAAGCUGAAAGAGGUGCAGAUAGACCUAAAAAUAUAACUGAGCAUAUUAUGCCAGACGAAGGUGUUAUUGUUAAUGAACAACCUGUUUUGUUUUUAGCCCCAGAUCCGCCAAUUCGUCGUUCAGAACGAAUUAGAAAUCGAUCUUCUAUCAUUCCAUCACCAAUAAUGCAAGAUAUGCCUUCUUGUAUUUUAAAGAAUCCUAUUAGAAACCGUUGUACUCUGCGUCAUAAAGAAUUCCCAUGUGCUGAUGUUAGAGCUAAUCACACAGCAGAGUAUUAUGACUCUGGCACUUUUGGAUCCUCCGCUGUUUGUUAUUAUUGCAAGGCAUUGUUGUUGGAGUCCGAAGUUAAUUUAAACCACAAAUAUAAAUUUAAAGUUGUCUCUUCCUCGCAUUGUUGUCGUUGUGGAAAAGUAACUCUUCCUCCAUACAACGAACAUCCACAGAUUUUGAAAGAUCUCUUAAAAGGAGAUACAAAGAUCUCUAAAGAAUUUCUCGCCAAUGAAAAUGUUUAUAAUUCCUUACUAGCCUUUGGAUCAAUUUCUGUCGGCCAUAAAGACUCCUCUUUAUAUGGAGCCACAAGCUUUUUGUUAAAUGGUGAAUUUGUAAGACGCAUAAGUUCUAUGUUUUCAGGAAACUUAACCCCAUCCUUUUCCCAGUUAUAUAUAUUAGAUGCUAAUGAUGCUCUUGAAUUACGUAAAAAUGAUUCUAAAUAUGGCGGUGAUAGAGUAAACCCUCAAACCCUAAAGAAGUUAGAUGCCCUUUUACGGGCUAUUCACCCAUUUGCUUUAGAGUAUAAAAAUUUCCAUUCACAAUACCAAACUAUUCUCAAAAGAGACGGACCUGAUGCCGUCAGGAAAUUUCGAUUUACAAUUUUAGAGGAACGCUCUGUUCCUGACCCAAUUAAGGAUAAAAGCGCACACCCGCGUCAAGUUAAUCUUCCUUAUGAAAAAUCACUGUUUUCCGUUUGGACAGAGUCCGAUGAACCACCACAAGUUAAGGGAGUUUUUAUCACUGAUCUAAAAGGUUCACUCUUUGAAGUCAAACCACAUAACCCCUUGACCGAUACCAUUUUUUAUCCUUUACUUUUUCCUCAUGGAGAUGAUGGUUGGCAUAACAAUAUUCCUUAUAGGAUUAUGACUGACAAAUCAAAAAAUAAUAAUCAAUCAAAAAAUAAUAAUGACGAGUUAUCUGACGAAGACAUUCCUCCUUCUGACGAUGAAAUUAAUGAUGCCCCUGAGAAUGAACCAACUAUUUCUAAAAGAGAUUAUAUUCGUUAUCGGCUUGCGCUCCGUAAGAAUGAUAUUUGCCAUAAUAUAUGGUCAGCAGGCGGAGGCCUCAGCCAAAAAAUAACUCUUGAUUAUGCAGCAAGAAUCGAUGCUGAUGUUGCCAAUUAUUUACGCAAGCCCCAAUUAAAUUUGCGUUCAACUGUAGCACCAGACUUUCUCAAACAUAUUGCUAAAGGAGGAAAUAUUGAUAAUGUCGAAGAUAUUACGAGACAUGUUUUAUGAUGCCACAACCAUCAUGGCACGAACUCGCAAGCCAAAUUGUGCAUCAUUUAUGUUAACAUUUACCACCAACCCGCGAUGGCCAGAAAUUUCCAAAAAUUUCUUGCAUAAAGGCCAGAAAUUAGUUGACCGUUUCGAUGUUAUCUGUCGUAUAUACACCGACAAAAUGAAAAAACUCCACAACCUUCUUGAUAAAAAGCAUAUUU
This is a messenger RNA of Meloidogyne enterolobii, 2722 nucleotides long. The record is from the annotation of a GenBank genome assembly. Lineage: Eukaryota; Metazoa; Nematoda; Chromadorea; Rhabditida; Meloidogynidae.